AUGUCUCAUCAGCCGCCACAGGAUCCCCCUCACCAACAGCAAUCACUAUCACAACCGCAGGACAGAUCUACCAAAGACAUGGCAUCAGAGUCCUUUCCUCAACAGACCAAUCAGACUCACCUCCACAGUCAACCUGUCCAAACCACGCCUACUCCGGAGUCGGCUCCUGCAGUGCAGAAAUGCGGCAAGUGCGACUUGCAGAUGAAGGGCUCGUUUGUGCGUGCGUUGGGAAACACUUAUCAUCUGGAUUGCUUCAAGUGCAUGGACUGUGGCCAGAUUGUCGCCUCCAAGUUCUUCCCCAUCACGGAGCCCGAUGGGAAGCAGUAUCCACUCUGUGAGCGCGACUAUUUCCGGCGUCUCAACCUUGUGUGCCAGUCUUGUGGAGGAGCUCUUCGUGGCUCCUACAUCACGGCGCUUGACUACAAAUAUCAUAUUGAGCACUUUACAUGCUCGGUGUGUCCAACGGUCUUUGGUCCUCAGGACUCUUACUACGAGCACGAUGGCAAGGUGUACUGCCACUAUCAUUACUCACUUUGCUACGCUGUUAAGUGUGCAGGAUGCCGGACAGCGAUUUUGAAGCAGUUUGUCGAGAUCAAUCGCAACAGCCAGGACGAGCAUUGGCACCCAGAGUGUUAUAUGAUUCACAAGUUCUGGAAUGUGAAACUCGCGUCCGUGCCGCAGAAAGAGGAUCUACCCCAAUCAAAGAUCGACGCUGAAUCAGGACCGCAGUCUGUGGAUUCAGGAACAGGAACAGGAGCAGAGGCAGUAGACGCAUCAAAUUCAGAAACGGCGCUCGUACUCAAAAAUGAACAGGAGAGCAGCACCACAGAAUCAGAUUCUUCUCUUCCACCGGAGGAGGCACCAGCCUCAGCCGCGGAGACCAAAACACCCGCUGAACUCAAGCUGGCACAGCAGCAGAUGGAAGAAAAGGUGUAUCAGAUCUGGACGGUUCUCUCGGCUUUUGAGGAAUCUUCUGCUGGAUGCAUCUCUGAGAUGCUGCUUCACGUCUCGAACGGAUCCUACUAUGACGGAGUACAGAUGGCAGGACGAUUCAUCCUACACGUCGACAUUUUGUUUAGUGCCAUCGACGACCUCGAGGCUCAGAUGAAGGAAGUUGGCGAUAAUAGCGACAUGACACAUGGACGGGAGGCUAAGAUGCUGUGUAAAAAGAUCGUGAACUUCUUUUCACUUCUUUCGCACACGCAGGAGAGUGGUGUCCGACGGCUGGGCAUGACGCAGGAGUUGCUCUCGUUGGUUACCGGACUCGCCCACUACCUCAAAAUCCUCAUCCGUAUUGCUCUUACAAGCGCACUCAAGCUGGAACGGCAAUACAACUCGACGGCAGUGAUCGCGCGGUUCCUGAGUAAACUAAUGGAGCUGGCCAACCGCGACAAGUAUUUGAAUGAUCUUCAAGGGGAGAAUUCAAUGGACGCAGAGGUUACAUCUGAUUUGUGUCUGGCAUGCCGUGUCACCAUCGAGGACGAGUGCUUCACCCUUAAUCACCACCAUCGUUGGCAUCCAAAGUGCUUGAAGUGCUCAAAAUGCACGAAAUCGCUGGUAUCAGUAUACUACGACGCCUCAUUCGACAUAGGCCCCGGACUAGUCCUCUGUCAACAGUGCAAAACACCAGAGUCGCAGACGGGAUUCUCACAUGUGACAAAACUGGAGCAGUAUACCUUCCUGUUGCGCGUAGCCCUCAUCCGUCUGGAGAAUCUUCUUCAUCUCAAGGGCGACGACCAGCCUAGCAGCGAACAACGAACACGUCAGUUGGCCACAGCUCCAGCCUCGCCUCUCUCGCCACCAGGCUUGAUGAGGAAGGAUUCUCGAUCAAAGUCAUAUUCAUCGGACGAUAACCGGCAAUACGAAACGAUUCAUCUCGGAGAUAUCAAGCGCGUCAAAUCUACUCAUCUGGACCGGAAGCUAUCCAACUCUGCACGGAUUCCAAAGCGGCAGACUGUUAUUGAGCGCCAGCGGAGACAACUUGAACCUGUUGGUCUGGUUCUGGACGAACUGGUUUCGGCAGACAAUGCAGCAGCAGCAGCAGCAGCAGCAGCAUUGGUACAGAGCAAUACUACGGAGGCAGAAGCAGCGCCGCUCGAAAUUGAGAUUAUCGAUGAGCGGCCGGACACUGGAGAUCUUCAACAGGAGGACGAGGGCAUAGAGGGUCCCAAUCCAAAUGCGCCGGCAACACUCUCGGACCUGACUGAGCGACUUCGGAUCAGUACCGCGACCAACGCGUCACCAACAGCGUUGCAUCGCUUACGUCAAGGUCAUGGGUCAGCACAAGGAUCCCAGCACCUGGAAGUCCCUAAUGCCUCACGCCAUCCAAAGAGGCAAUAUUUAAGCGAGCUGUCAGCAUUAGAAUUAUUUAUUGUGAAACACCUGGCGGUUUUGACAUUGGCGCCAAUUGUUUCCGAGUACUUUACGCUGGAGGAACUAUUGGACCUGAUCGGACAGCGCAAGCAGACCCUUUGGGGCCGAUUCGUGAAGGGACUCAAGACCGACAAGAAGAAACCAAAAGUCGAAGGAACAUUUGGAGUCCCACUGGAAGUCCUGGUAGAGAGGAACGGCGUUGAUUCUGCAUUAGGUGCAGGUCCUGGACGCAUUCGAAUCCCUAGUUUUGUGGAUGAUAGCAUUUCUGCGAUGCGCAACAUGGAUAUGUCGGUGGAGGGCGUGUUCCGAAAGAACGGGAAUAUUCGGCGUCUCAAGGAACUCAGCGAAGCGAUUGACAAGGAUCCUUCAUCUGUGAACUUGAGUGAUGAUAAUCCUGUACAGGUGGCAGCGCUGUUCAAGAAAUUCCUGCGCGAUCUACCUGAUCCACUCUUGACAUUCAAGUUGCACCGACUUUUUGUUGUCUCUCAGAAAAUGGAAGAAGAGUCGCUUCGAAAGACGAUUCUGCACUUGACGUGCUGUCUACUACCCAAACCUAAUCGCGAUAGCAUGGAGGCGGUCUGUCUGUUCCUUCGUUGGGUCGCCUCCUUUUCACAUGUGGAUGAGGAGACGGGCAGCAAGAUGGAUCUUCACAAUCUGGCAACGGUGAUCACACCAAAUGUUCUGUAUUCAAAAUCCAAGGAUCCAACAAAGGAUGAGAGCUUCCUCGCCAUCGAGGCUGUCAUGGGUCUACUCGCACAUCAGGAUGAGUUCUGCGUUGUACCCAUGGAUCUUUCUUCCAUCCUCAGCGACCAGGACCUCGUGGAAUCAUCGACAGAUCUUUCUUCAAAGGACAUUUUGAAGCGCUGCGAAAACUUGGUUAGAUCCAAGGUCAAGAAGUCGCAUUCCUUGGGUGAUCUCUAUGCUGAUUCGAGCAAUAGUGGAAACGGAAUUGUGGAGGGACAAGGUCAGAGCGCAAGUGUAGGAGAUAAUACCCAUCAACUGAACAACAUCAACAACAACGGAUAUCUACCAUCGGCAGCGCCGACAGGGGCCAUCCGGAUUCCAGAGAGACCAAGACCUUAUCAUCAUUCGCAUUCGACGCAUGCGGUGAUACUGAGCGGACGGGAUAGAGAGCGGGGAUCAACACCGAUGUCUUUAUGA
Gamsiella multidivaricata is the source of this 3534-nucleotide messenger RNA. RefSeq lists its product as uncharacterized. Lineage: Eukaryota; Fungi; Mortierellomycota; Mortierellomycetes; Mortierellales; Mortierellaceae. Gene Ontology annotation, cellular component: cytoplasm. The transcript has 10 exons. Gene Ontology annotation, biological process: signal transduction; actin cytoskeleton organization. The record is from RefSeq and is a predicted model, not a curated record. The coding region runs from base 1 to 3534 and encodes 1177 amino acids.